Verticillium dahliae VdLs.17 is the source of this 1392-nucleotide messenger RNA. RefSeq lists its product as uncharacterized. The transcript is spliced from 3 exons. The record is from RefSeq and is a predicted model, not a curated record. Bases 1 to 1392 code for a protein of 463 amino acids. Gene Ontology annotation, molecular function: protein binding. Lineage: Eukaryota; Fungi; Ascomycota; Sordariomycetes; Glomerellales; Plectosphaerellaceae.
AUGUUCUUCGAGGGCAGCCUUCAGGAGGGUAUUGCUGCCGCGCUUCUGCAGGGCAAGCCCGUGGCAUGCUUCGUAACGGAUGACGGAGAGGAGAGCCGAACAUGGCUGGAUGACUACAUGCAAGAUGCGCCCAUCAAGAACCUCUUGAGCAACCAAGCCAUCUUGAUGCGGCUUGAGGCCGGUUCAGAAGAAGCAGGCCAUCUCGCUGCCAUAUUUCCAUUGCCAAAGACACCCACGCUGGUUAUUAUCAAGAAUGGCGAUCUCAAGGGUUACAUCACUUCUGGCACCAGCAAAGGAGACUUCAUCCAGCGAGUUUCCCAAGCUUUCAGCACUACCUCGGCGACAACGACGCCAGCACCAUCCGCUUCGGCCGCCGCCACAACGCCUUCCCUCCAGACCCCACCUCAAACUCACCAACCGUCAACGUCGUCUUCCAGCUCAUCCGCCGGCGCUCCAACGCCCACGCAAGAAGAGAGCAAUGCGGCUGCCCUACGCGCUGUCAUGGCCGAGCGUCGCGCCCGGCUCGAAGCCCGCCGCCUGGAGGAGGAGCACAACGCAAAGGAAUCCCGCGCCGCACGUGCUGCCGCCGCCGCGACGGAUCCUGCCCCCGAAGCCGUCGAAAAGCGGCGCCACGCCGAGACCCUGCGCAAGCAACGCCAGGAUGCCGCCGACGAGCGCAACCGCAUCCUGCGUCGCAUCGAGGACGACAAGCUCGCGCGCCAGGCCCGCUCGGCGGCUGCGCGCGAGCCCAAACUCGGCGACGUCGCCGGCUCCCUGGCAAGCGCCGCAUCAAGCUCCGUCAAGCCCGCCGGCGGGCAGGCGGCGAUCCAGGUGCGCCUCUUUGACGGGUCGUCGCUGCGCACGCGCUUCGAGAGCACCGAGGCAACGCUCAAGACGACCGUGCGCGCCUGGGUCGACGACAAGCGCACCGACGGCCAGGCGCCCUACACUUUCAAGAUUGUGGCAGCGCCACCGCAGCCCAGUCGUCGCGUCGACGAGACGGAGGAGGGCAAGACGCUCGCCGAGCUGGGCCUCACGCCGAGCGCCACGCUCAUGCUGGCGCCCGUCAAGAAGUACGCCGAAGCCUACCAGGCGCCGCGCCGCGGGCUGCUCAAGCUACCGCUCGUCCUCUUUGGGAGCCUCAUCGGGCUGCUCGCCUGGCUGUGGGGCCUCGUGAGAGGCAUGUUCUCCGGGUCGAGCGCCGGCCGCGCGGAGAGGGAGCGGGCGAGGGAGGAAAGGGACAGGGAGGAGGCGGAGGCGCAGGCUGCCCAGGUCAGAGAGCAGCGCAAGGGCAAGUUCUCUCAGCUGGCGAAUCUCAACCAGAGAGACCAGCAGCUGUACAACGGGAACUCGCUCAACUUUGAGCCGAGGCCAGACGAGGAGGAGACAUGA